Guyanagaster necrorhizus is the source of this 1167-nucleotide messenger RNA. RefSeq names its product acid protease. Gene Ontology annotation, biological process: proteolysis. Bases 1 to 1167 code for a protein of 388 amino acids. The record is from RefSeq and is a predicted model, not a curated record. The transcript is spliced from 6 exons. Lineage: Eukaryota; Fungi; Basidiomycota; Agaricomycetes; Agaricales; Physalacriaceae. Gene Ontology annotation, molecular function: aspartic-type endopeptidase activity.
AUGAUUCCAUCUCCCUGUAACGAACGAUGCAAUGUUCUCAAGUCUUCUAAUGUCCCUCUCGACGAUUUCUUCAAAGGCACAGAUUUACAGCAAGUCUACACUUUGCACCUAGUCGUCUUUGACACCGGCAGCCGGACCCUUGAAUUCGCUAGUACCCUCUGUGGGAGCGCCUGCAACCAGGUCCGGUUCGACCCUAAGCAGAGUUUCACCUUUGUCGAUGGUGGAAGAACGGGCAGCAUCACGUUUGCCACGGGCGUCGGUGUCGACCCUGUCGUUGGUGCCAACUACAUACUCACGCUCCGAAGCGGGACGGACACGAUGGCUGUCGGGGGUUUUGUGGUGCCCAAUGUAGAUCUUUUCCUGAUCACCAACCAGACGCCUGCGUUUGACAUUGAUCCGUUCAGUGGGAUCCAGGGCAUGGGCGCACAGGCGUCCGGUCUCUUUGCCGUUUUGGUAGAACAAGGGGUUCUUUGCCUAACAUUUCAGCAGCCCUUCAGGAACGCGGAACUAACUUUGGGCGGCAUCGACGAAACGAAAUUCCAAGGUGACCUCAUCUUUGCGUCACUCCCGACGCCUCCGAGCGGUGUCUGGCAGCUGCCCUUGCCAGGAGUCGCAGUGAACGGAGCGACAACGGCGCUGCUGAACACUUCGCGGAGCAUCUUCCUUGACAGCGGGAGUAGCAACGCGCUCUUUUCCACCGACACCGCAGAGCUACAGUCACACGCACUACUAGCCAUCUACGCGCCCAUAUUGCCCGACAUCGCCCCCCAUCCCUUAGAGCUCGGCGCCUACGGCAUCGCAUGUGACCGCAUCUCCUCCCUCGUCGCCGUCAUAUCCCUCGGCUUUACCGGUCAGGACGGGCACUUGUUCAACCUUACCAUUCCCUCCUCCGAGCUCAACGUAGGUCCGUUUGCCGAUGACCCGACCGUGUGCCAGACCCUCAUCAGCGCCCUUGAUGGCCUGGAGCUCGUGGGUGGGAGGCUGCUCAAGCAUUACUACAAUAUCUGGGACAUUGGUGCGCAGAGGAUGGGGGCUUUGCAGAAGCUGUUUAAAGUGUUCGUAUUGUCUAGCAAAGCGAUAAUAUAUAUAUAUAUAUGUAUGUAUACAGUGUCAUUGGUAUCGAUGAUGGUGAUCGUGUCCACCUACCAUGGGUCUCUCGUGCGCUGA